AUGGGCCUCUUGCCCGUAGAGCGCUCUAGCUUUUCUCAAGUUUGUUUUCAAACCGUGGGGCUAGACUUUUUUGGCCCCUUGUUUGUGAAACACAUUUGUUCGGAGACCUCCUGUCCCCAUCAAGUCCAAAGUUCCAAGGUUUAUGGUUGCAUCUUCACCUGUUUUACCUCGAGGGCCAUUCAUCUAGAAUUGGUGGUCAAUCUGACCACAGCAACAUUCUUGCUAGCAUUUCGACGUUUUAUGUCCCGGCGAGGUAUUCCUCAAACCUGCUAUUCUGAUAACGCGAAGACGUUCAAGGGAGCCGACAAGGAGUUGAGGAGAAUCUUCAAGACCAUCAAUUGGGAUCACGCUCAGGAAUCAAUGUCAAGGUUCAAGAUCACAUUCGAGUUCUCAACCGCCAAUGCUCCUUGGACAAAUGGAAUUACAGAGCGAAUGGUGGGACUUACAAAGAAAGUACUUCGGAUUGCUCUUCAUGCGACCACCUUAACCACCCGAGAACUCGAGACUGUCCUCUUUGAAUGCGAGGCAAUAGUCAAUAAUCGACCUCUGGCUUCGGUGACAGAAGGCGACCUCUUACUCCCUGUUACCCCUGCCCAACUAUGUGUCGGGAGAGACCUUCUCCACCUCCCAGAUCCUGGCCGAAUCAAAGGCCAAGAGGAGCCUCAAUUUGUUGCCAAGUGGCGACAAAGAAUGAUGUUGGUCAAUUCGUUUUGGAGGAGGUGGCGCAAUGAUUACCUUAUGUGCCUCGCCCCUACCAAGAAGUGGACCAAGAAAGAUGAGUCCCCUCUUUCAAUUGGAGAUGUAGUUUUACUUCGUGAUGACCACCUUGGAAGAAAUGAGUGGAAGAUGGCUCGAGUCGAAAACCUUCAUCGUGGGAGAGACAACUUGAUUCGCUCAGCAGACUUGAGACUUCCGUCGCGAUCCAUUGUCAGAAGGCACAUCAAUCGAUUGGCUUUGCUUGAGGAAAACAUGAGUUAA
Molecule: messenger RNA, 978 nt
Organism: Tigriopus californicus
Lineage: Eukaryota; Metazoa; Arthropoda; Copepoda; Harpacticoida; Harpacticidae
Exons: 1
Coding region: 1-978 (325 amino acids)
Biological process (GO): DNA integration
Molecular function (GO): nucleic acid binding
Source: RefSeq, a predicted model, not a curated record